Symbiodinium necroappetens is the source of this 1134-nucleotide messenger RNA. The record is from the annotation of a GenBank genome assembly. NCBI's taxonomy places the organism in Eukaryota, Dinophyceae, Suessiales, Symbiodiniaceae.
AUGGGCCACGUGCCAGAGGACCGCAAGCAGGCGUGGAUCGACGCCUGGAGCAUCCGAACUAUGGAAGAGUCCGUGCGCAAGCUGUUUGCCCUCGUCAAGAACAAGCGCAAGAAAUGGGCCCAGGCAGCACGUGCAGCACGGGUUGCUGAGUUCCACGAAGAGGCAGAGGAGGAAGGGGAAGAGGAAGGAGAAGGACAAGAUGAGGAUGAAGGCGGGGAGGAUGAAGAUCACGAUGAUAGGAGUGAUUCUGAGCCCAAGCCGGACACAUCAAAGGAUCCGGUCAAUGGUGAAGAUGAUGAAAAUGAUGAAGGGGAGGAGGAGGCUGGGGACGAUGAAGCUGAGGACCCGGUGGUCGACGUUCCAAGCGAGCCGAUCUCUAUCGAGGAUAGCCCCGUGGCGAAGCCUUCCUCGAAGCCUACCUCGAAUCCCGCCUCGAAUCCCACCGUGAAUCCCACUGCGAACCCCACCGGAUCCCUUCCACCUCCCAUUCUUCGCCGUGCUCGCUCGAAGCGCACGGGCAAUCCUGACCAUGAGGUUGCAGGCGAUUUGGUGACGUCGCAGCAGCAGAAUGCUCUGCGAGCGCUUCGUCGCCCGGGGAAGCGUGGACCGAGGAAGCUUAAAGUGUCGCCCAAGAAAAAGGCGCAGGCGAAGGCGAAAGCCAAAGCCAAAGCCAAGGCCAAGGCAAAGGCUGCUACGAAGACGGCCGAGCUUAAAGUAUCGCCAAAGAAAAAGCCGAAGGCGAAGGCGAAAGCCAAAGCCAAGGCAGAGGCUGCUACGGAGACGGCCGACAAGGCUACGGGUGACGUGAAUAAAGCUGCAAAGGCCAAAUCAAAGUGCAAGGCCAAAGCCGCACCCAAGGGUAAGGCAAAGGCCUCGCCCAGUGCAUCGACCGAGGCUGUGGAUGGCAAGCUCAAGGGUCGCCGUGGCCAUGGUGAUGAGAAGAGCUCCACUAAGCCAGCGGAGCCGAUCGUGAAAGGCCGAGCACGUGGCGGUGCCAAGCAUGAUGGGAAGACUGCUGCCGAUUUCGGAAUUUUCCAUCGGGACCUGGGUUGCCCAAAGUGCCGCUGGAUCCAGCACGGCUGCGCAAACUGCCGCAAGCCUGAUUAUCAUCCACGUGCUCGAGCGGGGGCCUGA